Messenger RNA from Chelonus insularis, 2740 nucleotides. It is a transcript of the gene TBC1D23, whose product is annotated as TBC1 domain family member 23-like. Gene Ontology annotation, biological process: retrograde transport, endosome to Golgi. The coding region runs from base 319 to 2334 and encodes 671 amino acids. Lineage: Eukaryota; Metazoa; Arthropoda; Insecta; Hymenoptera; Braconidae. The record is from RefSeq and is a predicted model, not a curated record. Gene Ontology annotation, cellular component: trans-Golgi network. The transcript is spliced from 5 exons.
AAUUCUUUUCCACGUUUAUUUCUUGACAGCUCCGUUUUAUGUAUCAAAGACUUGCUAUAUUUCUCAGUGAAGUUUCCUACACAUAUCCAACGGAAUAAGUUUUCUCAUCUUCAACAUCUUCUAACCAUUGAUCUUAUUAUUAAUCUCAUUAAGUGUGAUAAGAUGCACAUUAUACGAAACAAUGCGAGAAACGAAGAAAUUGUAAAAUGUGUUAGAAAAACUGUUUAACAAGUCUUAAUAAUUUUUUCGAUCGGUGGUACCUGAAACUUUAAUGAAAUUCAAAUUGCUGACUUAGCUGUGACACCUAUCAUUGGCAAAAUGGCUUUAACUGAUGAUGAAAAUACUUGGACUCUGGAAUUGGAAGCAGCUCUUCUAGAUGCUGAAGCUCCGUCUGCAUCAGAUAUAUAUGCGAUUACGAGAGGCCAACCAAUUCCUGCUAAUUUAAGGCCAGAUGUUUGGCAAGCAUGUCUAGAUGUUACAAGCAGAGGCAAUCAGUUAAUACACUUUAACGAAAUAUUUGAUCUUCCAGAGCAAAAUAUCAUUAGGAAAGAUUGUCAAGAACUAGUUGAUAAACUUGGAAAUGAUGACUCAGAUAAAGUUUCCGUUGUUUCUGACCUAGAAUCUAUUAUAACUUUUUAUUGUAAAAGUAGAGGAAAAUCUUACGAAAGUGGAAAUGGAUGGCUUGAGCUAUUAGGUCCACUGAUAUCAUUGAAACUGCCAAAAGCAGCUACAUAUAAUUUAUUUGAGGCCAUAAGAGAUGUUUAUAUUCCACGAGGCGACACUCACAGUUCCAUUUUACGACUUCUACUCCUUUAUCAUGACCCAGAAUUAUGCUCUUUUCUAGAUACAAAACGCAUAUCUCCUGAUCAGUAUACCAAAGGAUGGAUCAACACAUUGUUUGCUGGUGUAUGUACACUUCCGGUAAUCUACAAUAUAUGGGAUCUCUAUUUUAUGCAAGAAGAUCCAUUUUUCAUGCUGUUUUCAUCACUUGUCAUGGUUGUCAAUGCCAGAGAAAAAAUAUUGGGAAUGAAAGAUGAUGACAGGAAGAAUAUAAUCGAUACGUUAGUGGCAAUGCCUCGAGCUAUAGAAGUAGAAGAUGUAGCAGAUUUUUGUUCUCUGGCGCAAUAUUAUAAAAUGACAACACCAACUUCUUUCAAACAAGAGUUAUAUCCUAUUAUGUUUGGUGAAGGAGGCGAUGAAAAAUUCAUAUCACAUGCAUUGUGUUUACCUGUAUCAGCCGAGGAGCUUGUAGAAAAUACAGUGGAAGCUCCAAUAUCUUCUAAUGUACCUUCAGAUUCUGUAAGAUUUUUUCUUGUUGACUGCAGACCUGUUGAACAAUACAAUGCUGGACAUUUGCCUACAGCAUUUCAUUUAGACUGUAAUUUAAUGUUGCAAGAACCUGCAGCAUUUGCUACAGCUGUUGAUGGAUUACUUAGAUCUCAAAGACAAGCUCUUGCAAUUGGAUCUAAUGCUGGUGGUGAACACCUCUGUUUCUUGGGCAGUGGACGACAAGAAGAAGAUCGUUACACUCAUAUGGUUGUUGCUUCAUUUCUUCAAAAACACACUCAAUACGUAAGCAUGGUAAAGAAUGGUUACCAAGCAAUCCACGAAUACUUUGGUGAUGAAGUAAUCACUAAUUUAGUAGAUCAUAAUUUCCAAAGGUGUUUAAUCUGUAGUGCGAAUUGUUCUGAAGAUGAUUCUAAAGAUGUGAGUCCAGUUAAGAUGAAGAGUAGUAAUUCUGAUUUAUUUAAUAAAAUUGGAAUGGCAAUGAAGCUUAAAGGACAAGAAGUUAAAGGGAAAUUAUUUGAUUAUAUUGUAAAUCCAUCAACAAGUGUUAAUAACAGUGUUGAGAAAAAAGAUGGUGAAUCUGAUAAACAGCCUAAACACACGAUGCCUGUAUUUAGUAUAGAUGAUGUUCAUGAUCCAGAUAUGAUUAUAAGUAAUCCAGAAAAUGAACAACCAGUUGAAGUUGUUUCUAUUCAACAAUGGUUAAAAAAUUCUGCUUUGUUACAUUCCUUUAAAUGCCAAGAAGUUAAAGUUAAUGGCUAUGUUUAUGAAAGUCAUUUAUUGGUUACGGAUAGUCACUUGAUUGUCUUGCGAGAAGUUCCUGGUACAAAAGAUGCAGCACAUGUUAUAGUAAAACGUCCUUUAUUAAAUAUCGUUAAGAUAACUUCUCGAAAACACCAUCCAGAUUUAAUAACUUUUAAAUAUGGCACUACACAAAGUGAUAUGCUAGUCAUUUCUGAUAUGGACCGGCUUUUGAUUCCAAAUGGUAGUGAAGCUGUAAAACUUAUUUCGCAACAGAUUCUAAAAGAAUUGAAUCAUUCUAAAUAAUGUGAGUGAUAUAUAUAUAUUGUAUAUUUGAAUAAUUGCACGUAGACAAGGUCACACGUAAAAGUCGUAACCAUUUUUGUUUCUUUAUUUACUCAAUUUUUUUGGUACUUAUCUUAUCGACUAAUCGACUAAUAAUAAACAAAAAAAGUAUAUUUAUACGUCCAUUAAUUAUAUUUAUCAAGUGCCAUUAUUCUGAAUUAAAAGCAUUCCUUUCAUUACGUAUACAAUAUUAAUAUUCAGGACAAUCUACCAUUGUUAUUUGUUUCACUAGAAAUGCAAUAAUGCCAUUAUUGAUAAUUAUUUUUAGUUUUUCAUAAAUAGUUUUUAUUGAUAAUCAUUAACAAAAUAUAAAGAAUAAUUGAAAGUAAUUAAAGUCAAAAAACUGAUAUGAGCAAUCUUAGAAUAU